Messenger RNA from Amborella trichopoda, 1670 nucleotides. Lineage: Eukaryota; Viridiplantae; Streptophyta; Magnoliopsida; Amborellales; Amborellaceae. The record is from RefSeq and is a predicted model, not a curated record.
CCGUAGUAGUGGCUUAUCCUCAUCUCUCAUGUCCCUCACCAUACAACCAAAACUUGUGUCCCUCACCAUUCGAGGCAAACAUUUCAAUUCCUUGGAAUUUAAUUGAAUUCCCACGAAACGUAAGACCCUAGAGAGAGAGAGAGAGAGAGAGAGAGUUGGGACUUGAGAUGACAGGGGCGAUGGUGAUACAGCAGAGCCUCUUCAAUAGAGGCACUGCACUUUCUCUCUCUAAAUCUAGCCUCUCUUUAAAACCCAACUACCCUGAUACACCAGAUAACCUUCUCAGAGUAUCAUUUUCCGGCUUCAAUGGCUCCCCUCUCAAAAAUCCUCGCCAAUCAGCCUCCCCUCAGGAUAUAAUGAAGAGAAAGAGGAGUUUCGGCAUCAGAGCCUCCGCAGCAAGUCCUAAGAAGAUACUGAUAAUGGGAGGCACCCGAUUCAUUGGAGUCUUCUUGUGUAGACUGCUCAUCAAAGAGGGCCAUCAGGUGACCUUGUUUACCCGUGGUAAAGCACCCAUCACCCAACAAUUGCCCGGCGAAUCAGACCAAGACUAUGCCGACUUCUCUUNUCAGGUCUUACAUCUAAAGGGAGACAGGCAAGACUUUGAAUUUGUGAAGACCACUCUCUCUUCUUCAGACUUUGAGAUUGUGUAUGACAUAAAUGGUCGAGAAGCUGUAGAAGUGGAACCCAUAUUGGAUGGCCUACCUAAGCUAGAACAGUAUAUAUACUGCUCCUCUGCUGGUGUAUACCUCAAGUCUGACCUGUUGCCACAUUUUGAGACCGAUGCAGUUGAUCCAAAGAGUAGGCACAAGGGGAAGCUUGAAACAGAAAUUUUGUUAGAUUCAAGAGAUGUGAAUUGGACAUCAAUUAGACCUGUGUAUAUAUAUGGCCCUCUUAAUUACAAUCCUGUUGAAGAAUGGUUCUUUCAUCGACUCAAAGCCGGCCGCCCAAUUCCAAUACCCAAUUCAGGGAUACAAGUUACACAAUUAGGUCAUGUUAAGGACUUGGCAAGGGUUUUUGUGACAGUCCUUGGUAAUCCAAAAGCAAGCAAGCAAGUCUACAAUAUAUCCGGAUCAAAAUAUGUGACAUUUAGUGGUUUAGCCAAGGCUUGUGCCAAGGCGGGUGGGUUUCCAGAACCUGAAAUAGUUCAUUACAAUCCAAAGGAAUUUGAUUUUGGAAAAAAGAAGGCAUUCCCCUUUAGAGAUCAGCACUAUUUUGCAUCCAUAGAGAAAGCCCAAAGGGAGCUUGGGUGGACCCCGGAAUUCAGUCUUGUCGAAGGUCUUACCGACUCCUACAAUCUAGACUUUGGCAGAGGUACUUUUCGGAAGGCUGCUGACUUCUCCACAGAUGAUCUCAUUCUCAGUAAAAAAUUGGUGCUCCAAAGCUAGUCCUGCAUAGAGUUGCCACUCCCUCCUCUUUCUCUUCAUGUUUUUGGUAAAUGUGUUUGGGUUGUAUAUGUGAAUCCAUAAUCAAAAGUCCCAGUAACUAGGACAUCAAUGUGAUAGAUGGCAGCUAAGAUCAAGGAUGGAGGCUUGCUAGUGGGCUGGGAAAUGGAGAUUAAAAAAGAUUCAAGAUGUAUUUUGCCUUUUUUUGUUAAAGAAAAUAAGGUUCAUUUGUUUUAACAAUGAUAAUUUUUCUUUCCUUUUGAGUAAAUUUUGAACAUGAAAAGUAAA